AUGAAACCAGAAUCACUCUCAGCACUAGAGAGGCAGAUCUUUGACUUCCUUGGCUUCCAGUGGGCUCCUAUUCUUGGAAAUUUUCUACAUAUAAUAGUCGUCAUAUUGGGUCUGUUUGGAACCAUUCAGUACAGACCUCGAUACAUUGUGGUGUAUACAGUAUGGACUGCCCUCUGGGUCACCUGGAAUGUGUUCAUUAUCUGCUUUUAUCUGGAAGUAGGUGGACUCUCUAAGGACACAGAUCUAAUGACAUUUAACAUCUCCGUUCACCGGUCAUGGUGGAGGGAACAUGGGCCUGGCUGUGUUCGAAGAGUGCUGCCCCCAUCAGCUCACGGGAUGAUGGAUGACUACACGUAUGUCUCUGUCACAGGUUGCAUGGUCGACUUUCAGUACUUGGAGGUCAUCCACAGUGCCGUCCAAAUACUACUCUCAUUGGUUGGUUUUGUGUAUGCCUGUUAUGUGAUCAGUAUUUUCAUGGAAGAAGAGGACACCUGUCGAAAUAAGUAA
Molecule: messenger RNA, 507 nt
Organism: Orycteropus afer afer
Lineage: Eukaryota; Metazoa; Chordata; Mammalia; Tubulidentata; Orycteropodidae
Source: RefSeq, a predicted model, not a curated record